Maniola jurtina (meadow brown) is the source of this 2463-nucleotide messenger RNA. RefSeq names its product dnaJ homolog subfamily C member 5 (gene Csp). Gene Ontology annotation, biological process: regulation of neuromuscular synaptic transmission. Lineage: Eukaryota; Metazoa; Arthropoda; Insecta; Lepidoptera; Nymphalidae. Bases 135 to 746 code for a protein of 203 amino acids. The transcript is spliced from 2 exons. Gene Ontology annotation, cellular component: type Is terminal bouton. The record is from RefSeq and is a predicted model, not a curated record.
UUGACGAAGUGAGAAAGAAGACGAUUGUGAUCGUUCACUUCUUGUAUCGUUUUAAUGAUUUUCUUGUAAUUGUAUGUAAUUGUUGUAACGCCUUUAAUUUACAAUUGUGAACUUAACUAAAGAUAUUAGUGAAAAUGGAUAAAAGAAAACUAUCUACCGCGGGCGACAGUCUUUACCAAAUACUGCAACUUCCCAAAACUGCAACGGCCGACGACGUCAAGAAAAGUUAUCGCAAAUUAGCGUUAAAAUACCACCCAGACAAAAAUCCAAACAACCCGGAAGCAUCAGAUAAGUUUAAGGAGGUAAAUCGCGCUCAUACGAUUUUAAGUGAUGCUACGAAACGAAAUAUAUAUGAUAACUAUGGAUCUCUCGGGUUGUAUAUAGCUGAACAAUUUGGAGAAGAAAACGUCAACGCCUAUUUCGUCGUUACGAGCACUUGGUGCAAAGUACUAUUUACUGUAUGCGGUAUUUUGACUGGGUGCUACUUCUGCUGCUGUCUAUGUUGCUGCUGUAAUUGCUGCUGCGGCAAAUGUAAGCCCCGUCCGCCGGAAGAGUCCGGCGACUACCACACGCUGGAACGCGACGACUCUGACGGCGUCCAGCCCGUGACGGCGCAGCCGGGCGGGGAAGCGCGUCCGGCGGGCAGCCAGCAGCAGCCGCCCAUCGCCAUGCCCGCGCCGCAGCCCGCUGGCGCCUCGGAAAACACGGGCCUCAACACAGGGGGCAGUAUUCCAAAAUACACAUGAAGUAUUAACAACUAAUCUAACGUUAUUUGUAAGAGAAAUGAGGAACUGACCACUUAGAACCACCUUCAUGCAGCUUCUUACAGAAUAUUAUGUAAGCCGUAGUUAUUUUUUUAUACUUUUGUUACCUAUUUAUUUUCUGAAAGUUGUUUUAUUAUUGUCAUUAAGGUGCAUGAGACGGGGCUGCCCGCGAAAUUCAAAAAUGUGGUUUUUCAAAAUUUGUAAGUUAUAUUACAAAAUUGCGAAAAACCAAAUUAAAUUUGAAUUUAGCGGGCAGACCCGUCUCAUACAUCUUAAUUUAGUCAUUAUUUGCGUUUCCCUCUACUUCCAACCUGUAUUGUUAAGAUCGUAGUAGAACAAAAAGUUACAAUCGUUAUAAUUGCAUUACGAUAAUUCUGAUUACUUUGGGGCCUUAAAUAACGGACAUACCUACCUAUCAGUAUUUUGAUUCCAAAAGUUGUGUUUAGAUUGCACCAAUUAAAUACUUACCUAUACCUGGCUUAGAAUACGUGAAAAUAAAUAAUAGCUCUCCGACGUAAGGUAACUUUUAUACUAAUUGGAAUUAUUAAGUACCUACUCAGUAUUUAUGAGAUCCCUUAAUUUGUGGAAAUUUAAAUCCCGACAUGUUUGUUUUAACAUACAAAACAGUUGAACCAUUUCGUUCUAACUAGUUGUAAAUUAUUGUAAUCAUAAUAUUGAUACUUAUUCAUUUCUUAAUUUAGAAAAUCAUUAAAAAGUAUAGGUAAGUAUAUUAAAUUCCAAACGAUGUAUUAAACACUAAGUAAGUACCUAAGUACAUUUUUUGUUGAAUCGUAAUAAUUUAUAGAAAUCAAAGGGUAGGUAUGGGUAAUGGGUGCAUCAAAAAUACCAAACGAACUAUUAGAUACCUAAGGACAUCUUAAGUACAUUUUUAGUUCAAUUUUUAGCAAGCGUUUAUGGCAUAUUGGCACAGAAGAAAAACGAUGCAUUUUUUCUAAUAUGUUGCGAAAUAUAAAAUAUUCAAUUUUAUCUUCACUAUAACUUUAUCGCACCGAAUGCUAACAGGAUUCCGUACUCGCGUAUAUUUUUUACAUUUCACAUUUUUACAUUAUAGACAUGACAGACAGACAGACAACAAAGUGAUCCUAUAAGGGUUACGUUUUUCCUUUUGAGGUACGGAACCCUAAAAAAUUAAUUAAGUACCUGCCUAUUAUUUCAAAAAGAGGGUUAUCAAUAAACCAACCAAACAAUAUCUUGAUACAAUGUAUUAAUUAUGUAGGUACAUACUUACAUCCGAAAAUAUUACCUUCUGGCGCAGUCGGGUAAAAAGACAAAGACGCUAAGAAAAAAAAAAUUGGCUCAAAUAAGUACAUGUAGGUAUUUUACUGAGAGGAGAUAAAGUUUAACUACCUAGUUACUUAAGAGGGGGUCUCUCCGUCACUCGCUUCAUGCAAACGUAGUUCCAAUUUCAUUUGAAUAUUAAGCAACCAAAGUCCAUGAAAUUUUGCAGACAUAUUCUAGAAACUAAUAUUUCAAAUGAAAUUGGAACUACGAUUGUAUGAAGCGAGUGACGGAGAGAGCCCUGUUAAAGGUACCCCUGCAGUCUGCAACAUCAUAGAAAAGACGCGUCGUUCGGUUCUGCGCCAAUAUACCUUGAUCCAGAUCACAUCACAUUGGAAUACAUAUGAAUACUAUUUAAAUUGUGUUUGUAAAAAAUAAAAAGAUUACUUACUUAUCUACU